AUGUGCAUGUGCGCGGGGGAAUGGCUGGUCUCCGGGUGGCCCAUGGGAACACAGGGUUCACCAUGCGAUGCACCCGGGACGGCCAAAGAACUGGCAAGCGCAUCCGCGGCGCAACUGGACAUGAAGCAGAGUAACUAUGUGAGCGCCCUCGAUGCCCUAUCUUCCAGGAAGAAGAUAGAGGAUCCGAUGGAGCUCGCCAUGGCAUACAACUCGAUCGCAGAGAACUCCCCGCCGGAAGGGCAGCAACUCAGAGCGGAAGAUGGCACGGCAGGCAGCGCAGCCGGUGCAGCCGGCGAUAGCUGGGAAAUCUCUCCCCCACGGGGAAUCCCGAGCGAUAUCGCGUCGACGGUAGACGCUGCGGUGGCUCAGGCGUACGAGACGCACAGGGCGGCGAUGUCCGACAAAGUCAGUCGGACGUUGCAACAGGAGAUUCGCCAAGGCUUCCUCGAGAUGAUGGCGAUGAUCAACGAGGUGGUCCAGCCGCUGAAGCAAACGGCAGCAGCCGUGCAGUCGAUGCAGCAGCAGGCGAUGCAAGGCGACCCCAGUGGUGGUCACGAGCAUGCAGGAGCACGAGGAUGCCAGGAGGCGACGGGCGCAUAUCCCAAGACCCGGCCAGAGGGACAGAAUACUUGGACGUCUCCACCCAAACCUCCAACAGCAAGCGAAGUACUCGCGGAGAGGAAUGUCGGCGCCGGUGGAUAUCCGGGAGAUCAGCAGCGUUUCCAGACGGAGUGUGAGGCUCGAAGGGGUAGCACGGAGGGUCUCCGAGGUCCUGAAAGGAGAAAAGAUUCGGUUACAGGCGUCAGGAUCGAGAAGUGGGAGAUCUUCUUCGAAGGCGACCAAAAUAAGCUCGCCGUGGAAGACUUUGUGUUCCGCGUGGAAUACCUGCAGCGGCAGUCUCGGUGUUCCUGGGACCAGGUGCUGGGUAGCUUCUACCAGCUGAUGCGAGGCCAGGCUGCCGAGUGGUACUGGCAAUAUGUCAAAGAGAGCCCUCCGCAGACAUGGGAGGACCUCAAGGAGAAGCCGGUGGCGAGGUUCCGGGGCAUCGGAGGCGAGUUCGAGCGCAGACGAGCACUCCAAGAUCGACGGCAACAGCCAGGCGAGUCCGUCGAGGAUUAUUUCCGAGCGAUGCGGCGGCUGGGAAACAGACUGCUGGCACCGAUACCGGAGGCGGAAAUGAUCCGCAUAGUUAAAAAGGCACUUACCGCCGAGGUCGCCCGGUUUGUUUAUGCCCUGAGGGUGUACAGCGUGGACCAGCUGCGAGAGGAGUGCCUCGAAGUGGAGGAGGCCUUCAUGAGGCGGGAGCGGGACAGCCGAGCCUCAUACCGCGCGCCGGCCAAGAUUCCGUCGAGCGGACGACAGGUGGAGGAAGUGGCGAUGGAGUCAUCCGACGGCGAAGCGGGAGAGCCGGAGCCGUACAUCGAGGAAGUUUCCAGGCAGCGAAUUAGUUGCUGGAACUGCGGGCAGCCGGACCACGGAUUCCGUGACUGCGCAUCGUCGGAGCGGAAGAUCUUCUGCUACCGCUGCGGGAAGCCAGAGGUGAUCACACCGAACUGCCCGCCACCAACAAUUAAACCUAUAGUAGAGAGUAAUAAAAUCGUCAUUAAGAAUAGCAAUAAGCUGAGAUACUUACCAGCGGAGGAACGGAUGCAGAAGUACCUUGAGGUUCGGAACCGAAUAUUUGCCAACCACCAGAUAGACGGGAUGCGGAGCGUCAGCCGGAGGCUUUUAAAGGCCAGAUCACGAUUCCGGCAGAGGCAUCAGACGCGACGUGCCGUGGUUGAAGCCGUUCGUCGGGGCAUGGGAGGUGAUCCCAGGGUGAUUGCCGAGGUCCGGAUACAUGGCAAGCCCAUUUCCGGUUUGCUGGACACAGGCGCGUCCAUUAAUGUCCUGGGAAAAGGCAGCCGUGAAAUGCUGGAGGAGCUCGGGAUCCGCAUGGACAAGUACACGUCGAUCGUGAGGACUGCGGCGGGAGAAGACCGGUCAAUUAUAGGUCGAGUACACGUUCCGGUAAAAUUCAAGGGAGUGGAGAAGGUACUUACCUUUUACGUAUGCCCGUACCGGGAGCAAGAGCUCUACCUUGGGAUCGAUUUGUGGAGGAAAUUCGCGUUGGCACCGGCUAUCCUCGGAGAGCUACUAGCAACGAAACCGAAGGCGAACGUGGAGGAAUUGUGGGACGCAACAAAUCCGUGGCUGGAUGGAAAAGCCGGUAAAGAGUCUGUAAUCGAGGAGUGGAACCUGCAAGAAGAAGACAAAAAUCGGUUAGAAGCGGUAAAGAAAGAGUUCCUAGCGUUCGAGGACGUCGGUCUGGGUAAGACAUCGGUGGAGACACAUCGGAUCCAGCUCGUGGAAGGCGCAGAGCCGUUUAAGGAUCGGCAUUAUCCACAAUCGCCAGCGAUGCAGGAGAUUGUGUGGGCCGAAGUCGACAAAAUGCUGGAGCUGGGCGUGAUCGAGGUCAGCGAGAGUCCGUGGAGUAACCGCACGACAGUGGUGCGAAGGCCGGACAAAAAUAGGUUCUGCUUAGACGCACGGAAGCUGAACAACCUCACCGUGAAGGAUGCUUAUCCGCUGCCAUGCAUCGAGGGAAUCCUGUCCAGAAUCGAGCAGACCUACUAUAUUUCAAGCGUCGACUUGAAAUUCGCAUUCUGGCAGGUGGAGUUGGAUCCUGAAAGCCGUCCAUAUACAGCGUUUACGGUUGCGGGGAGGCCCUUGUACCAGUUCGCCAUGAUGCCGUUUGGCCUGUGCAAUGCGGCGCAGCGGCUAUGUCGACUGAUGGACAAGGUGAUUCCAGCGCGGUUGAGAUCGAACGUCUUUGUGUACCUGGACGACCUGCUAAUCAUCGCUCCAGACUUCGAGACCCAUCUAAAGUAUCUCCGGGCGUUUAAAUACCUCGGGUUCAUAAUCGGUGGAGAGACACUUACGAUGGAUGGGGACAGGAUCGUCGCAAUCCAAAAGAUUCCGGAGCCGAAAUCGGUGAAGGAGUUACGAAGCUUCCUGGGAACAGCGGGAUGGUACCGCCGAAGGCCGUUCGUUGUCCAGUGCGACGCGUCGCACUAUGGAGUUGGAGCAGUCCUGUUCCAAUACGACGAGGAAAAGAACGAACGUCCGAUUGCCUUCUUCUCCGCAAAGCUAAACAAACAUCAGAUAAAUUAUUCUGUGACGGAGAAGGAGUGCUUGGCAGCCGUACUUGCCAUCGAAAAGUUCCGGCCCUACGUGGAACUGAUGCAGUUCACGGUCAUCACCGACCACGCCAGUCUGAAGUGGCUGAUGACCAUGAAAGACCUUAGUAGACGCCUGGCACGAUGGUCACUCAGGUUGCAGAGCUUCGACUUCCAGAUAGCGCACCGGAAGGGAUCCGAAAACGUUGUGGCUGACACGCUGUCCAGAUGCGUUGAGGAGCUGAAGCUGGAUGCCGACGAUGCUCUCGGGUUCGCCACGACGGAGUUCGAAUCUGAGGAGUACAAAGAGAUUCGGGAUGAGAUUCUGGAGAAUCAGGAUCGACUGCCGGAUGUCCGAGUGGAAGGGAACCUCGUCUUCAAACGCAGCGGAUUCGACAGAUUGGAGGAGGAAGUCGAAGGAGGGUCUUGGAAGCUGUGGAUCCCAGCCUCGCUCACAGCUGGCCUGAUCGCGACGGCCCACGACGAACCGACGUCAGGACACGGAGGCGUAAGGAAGACGCUGCAGCGACUCCAGCGGCAAUAUUACUGGCCGAAGAUGACGACUCAAGUCCGAGACUUUGUGGGGCAAUGCAUCCAAUGCAAGGAGUCGAAGGCUCCAAAUUACCGCACACAGGUCGGGAUAGGGCAGGAAGUGGUGACUGAGAGGCCAUUCCAGAAACUCUACAUAGAUUUCCUAGGCAAAUAUCCAAGAUCCAAGCGAGGAAAGGCCUGGAUAUUUGUAGUAGCAGACCACUUCUCCAAAUUCACAUUCCUGAAGGCCAUGAACGAAGCCACAACGUCCAACGUCAUCGAGUUCCUGGUGCAGGAGGUGUUUUUCAAGUUUGGAGUGCCGGAGGUAAUCCACUCCGACAAUGGGAAGCAGUUCACUGCCAAAGCUUUUCAGGAGAUGAUGGAGGCGUACGGGGUCCAGCAUAUGCGGACGGCAGUGUACUCGCCGCAAAGCAACGCUGCAGAGCGGGUAAACCGGACAGUACUGGCCGCAAUCCGGACAUAUUUGGAGCAGGACCACCGAGACUGGGACGCAUAUCUGCCGGAAAUCGAAGUCGCGAUAAGGAACUCUGUCCACGAAGCGACAGGCGUCACGCCGUUCUUCGCGGUAUUCAGGCAGCAGAUGUACCUCCACGGCAGCUGCUACAAACUGGCCAGGAAACUGCGGUCAAUGACGGAUCAUGAGGUAGUUGCGUUGAACUCGCAGAACAAGAGAGACAUCAUCCGCGAACGUAUCAGCCAACACUUGCAUCAGGCCUACGAGCGGAGCAGCCGGCAAUACAACAAGCGCGCCCGUGAGUUCCACGUGAAACCAGGCCAAGAAGUGUUCCGGCGUAACUUCACCCUGAGCGAUUUCGGGAAGAAUUACAACGCCAAGUUCGCCCGGAAGUUCGCGAGAUGCCGAAUCAGGAGGCCGGUCGGGAACAACAUGUUCGAGUUGGAGGACCUGGCGGGGAAACCUAUUGGCAUCUACCAUGCGAAAGACCUGCGGCUGUAA
Drosophila teissieri is the source of this 4665-nucleotide messenger RNA. RefSeq lists its product as uncharacterized. The record is from RefSeq and is a predicted model, not a curated record. Gene Ontology annotation, biological process: proteolysis; DNA integration. The transcript has 5 exons. Lineage: Eukaryota; Metazoa; Arthropoda; Insecta; Diptera; Drosophilidae. Bases 1 to 4665 code for a protein of 1554 amino acids. Gene Ontology annotation, molecular function: aspartic-type endopeptidase activity; zinc ion binding; nucleic acid binding.